Topomyia yanbarensis is the source of this 2903-nucleotide messenger RNA. Its product is annotated as nose resistant to fluoxetine protein 6-like. Gene Ontology annotation, molecular function: acyltransferase activity, transferring groups other than amino-acyl groups. Bases 41 to 1957 code for a protein of 638 amino acids. The transcript is spliced from 6 exons. Lineage: Eukaryota; Metazoa; Arthropoda; Insecta; Diptera; Culicidae. The record is from RefSeq and is a predicted model, not a curated record.
UCGAAUAAAUUCGAUUAAUAUUGCUAUAAAUUGAAAAACAAUGAAGUUCUUUUCGUGGUCGAAUUCAGUGUUGUUUAGUUAUUGUUUAAUUGUGGAAUGCAGCGGUAGUAAUGUAAUGUGGAAUAAUGCCUUAUGUGAUGCACAGCUACAAGCGACACUCGUAGGACUCACCGAUAAGGAUCCGUGGGCUCUGGAAUUUUUUGAUGCAUGGGGAAACUGGCCAUCUGGGCAGUUCUCGGGUAAUCAGUACGAUUUUGGGAACUAUGAUCAGUGCCGAAGUUACUACUAUGACCAUCUGGAAGUCGGGGCAAUCCGUGGCAGGUACUGCAUGGUGGUACUUCCACGACAAUCAGAUAACCUAACAAAACGAUUCUUUGUGGACAUGGAAGGGAUUAAUGGAGUUGGAAUUGGAUCAUGCUUCCCGAACACGUGCAGCGAAGAGCAUCUUUAUCAGCCAAUGAAAAAGCUGAUUGAAUUGAGAUACAACAUUGUAGCCAAUGAUUCAAUUAUAUACUGUGACAACGAGUUUUUUCCGCUAGGUGGAACUGGAGUAGCAGCAAUAACUGUAAUCUCACUAAUCGCAGCUGUUGUUGUCGUUAGUACUAUUUACGAAGUAUAUGCCAUUCUCAGUGCAAGAGAGCCAUCCACCAACCUGACAACGUUCUCUGUUUACUCCAAUUGGAUGUGGGUGAUGAAGGUUACAAAAACAAAACAUGUCCAUGCCAGUAAAACCCAGAUAAUCGAAUGUCUUCAUGGUAUACGUGUUAUGGCGAUAAUUUGGAUAAUAUACGGGCACACCUAUCUGUUAAUGUUGUCGGCGCCCCUCAUAAAUCCGGUUGCUACGAUUGAUUGGAUAUUCUACAGUGCCCUAGUUGUGGCUGGUCCCAUUUCCGUCGACACGUUUUUUGUCCUGAGUGGAUUGCUGACCUGCUGGAGUCUGCUGAGAGAGCUGGAUCGAAACAAGAAGCUUAACGUGUUUCUGCUGUAUGUACAUCGCUAUUUGCGGUUGACACCCGCAUUUGCUGCACUGCUUUUGUUUAUUGUCGGAUUAUACCCAAGGCUCGGAGCCGGACCGCUAUGGGGUUCAUCACUAAAAAUCACGGUCGAUUUCUGUAACAAAUACUGGUGGUCAGCGUUGCUGUAUGUUCAGAACUACGUAAAUCCCAACGAGAUGUGCUUGGGACAUUCCUGGUACCUGUCGGUAGAUAUGCAACUGUUCCUGCUCUCUCCGCUCGUUGUUUACCCACUAUGGCGGUGGGGUCGCCGGGUACUGAUUGUUGUGGCAGCACUGAUUCUGUCGUCAAUAGGAUGCAUUUUUGGCGUGACUCUGCAACAUGACCUUAGAGCGAACAUUAUGUUAACGAGUUUGGAACGAGAUCGAUAUAGUUACGUGCCAACUCACACUCGAAUGGGUGCUUGGUUCGUUGGAUUGGUUCUGGGAUACAUUUUACACUGCACAAAGGAUCGCAUCGUGCAACUAUCGAAGUCAAAGUUAGUUCUGGGAUGGACGUUGUCUUUAGUCUUAAUUGUUGUAUGCAUUUUUGGUGCUUAUCCACUGAACCAACCUGAUUUUGAGAAACAUCCCGUAAUUGCCGACGCACUAUACGAAUCUACGAAGCACGUAUUGUGGGCUUUAAGCGUGGGCUGGAUCAUAUUUGCUUGCAGUAACGGAUAUGGUGGACCAAUAAAUAAAAUUCUUUGUCUCUCUAUUUGGCAACCAUUAGGAAAACUAUCGUACUGUAUGUAUUUACUGCAUCUACCUAUACAAUUGAUGAUAACUAGCUCCAUGAGAACGGUUAGACACUUUAGCGAUCUUCAUACAAUACACACAUUCUGGGGUGACAUCGCGUUUACUAUAUUGGUUUCUUUGAUAUGGACAUUGUGCUUCGAAGCGCCGUUUGGAAACUUAGAUCGAUUGUUGCUAAGAAGUUACAAAAAAUCAUCAUCUCGCAGAUAAUUUGAUUGGUGAGAAGUUUAUAACCGUAGACAACAGAAAUUUUGGUUCGUAUUCGAAAUAUAUUUAUAAGCGUUUAGCUGCCAACUUAUGUGGUUUUUGUUUGAAGCGAAACUGACUCAGUUUCUAACCCCAACUGCUGUCAAAAUGUAUGAACUGACUGCGGUUGGGGUUAGAACCUGACUCAGUUUCGGCACAGACUAACAGACAUAACACUAUGAGGGAAUUCCCUCAAAAAACAUCGAUCCGACAAUUUUCCCAGAACACUAGCUCCACCUUUUAUUCACAGUCCCAAUCACUCAUUUAUUGGUGGGUUACCCCUCAGGUUUGGGAACAAUUUUUCACUAGUGGUCUAUCCCCCAUAUGCUUGUUCAUAUGUCAGUGGCGCCAUAAUUUCAAAUGUGGCCACAGUCCCAACUACAAAUAUAUUUAAAAUGACCGUUAAAGCGAGCGAAGCUUUGUUUUUUAGUGUUAUGUCUGUUAGUCCGUGCCGGAUUGUUGACGUUGUUCGUAGUCAUACCGCUGGCACGAGUCCUACUACCUUACGCACUGAUGGAUCGUCGCAUUUCAAAACGCAGGGUGACUAUCUGCCUGCCACUCCUUCGAUACAAAAUUUGUAAAUUUGUUGGUGAUAGAAACGAGACUGCCGAGUUUGUGAGGACUUUAUUGAAGACUUACAAAUUUCAACAACGAAGAGAAACAUUGUAGCAAAUACAAAUAAUUUGUAUUUGAUUGUAGGUUAGGGUUCUUGGAAUAAGGGACCAUUGUAGUUACUGUAGUAGCCCUUCACUAUUACGCAACAAUUCAAUCAGCGAAAUAAGGAGCUUAUUCGUAGUAACCUUUGUGAUUUUUUAAAAUGAGUUUAAGUUAGGCUAAAUAGAUAUUUCAAUUGUACCUGUUCUGAUGUUUUAAUUAAUAAAUUUAGGUUACGUUUUCCUAAAGCCUUUUA